CUGAGCGAUGUUUUGAAGGGGAAAUGGGUUCCGAUUUCUUGAUGGGUACGGAAGGGGGAAGUAAAUAAUUGAAAUGUAUCUGAUAUCUGGCAGUAUACAUUAGGGGACCAUCAACCAACGUUUAUAUUGUAUCCUUGUUCCUGAAAAUUUUCGACUGGAUAACCUCCUGGAUUCGUAAGACUUGAAGUUUGAAUCCUGUCCACUCCUGUCUUUGUUAACGUGCGGUAGUCGCACAGGGGACGUCCGUAUUAAAGUAGAGAAUAAAUGACAGUCCCAUUGACAUGAAUCGCUUAAUAUUUUAAUGACUUGCUGUUUACUAGUCUUUAUUAUUCUGAUAAAUUUUUGGUUGCCAAGCGAUGGAAAGCAGAGGGUCACAGUCUGGUUUGUGCGAACAAAGGAUAUGUUAACUUGACCAAAACAGAUCAAUGUGUAUGUUAUCGAUAGCGCGUUUUCCAAAAGCGGAAAUUCUAGACUUGAUAUCUAGAAUUAGCCAUUAAUGUGGCUAGAGUUCAUACGGAAGAAGAUGGCAUCAACUAAAGGCAAAGCUGGAAUAAAUAAUGAAAGCAGUUCUGGUCGGGAUAGUGGCAGGACAGACGCAGGCAGUCCCACGAUAUCCGCAGGGGCCGCAUCCCUAACGACCAACAGGACCUACACACUAGAUGAUCUGGACACCAUUGCCACUGUUGUACUCCACAUUGUUUCAGGUACAGGAACCUUUGGAAGGGUUUUUCUGGUGAAGGAUAAAAAGACAAGAGGUUUCUUUGCUCUGAAGGCAAUGAAGAUCCCAGAUGUUAUCCGUCUAAAGCAGGAGCAACACGUACAUAAUGAGAAAGAGGUUUUGACGGAGGUGAACCAUCCUUUCCUUGUCAGACUGUUCUGGACACAUCAUGAUGAUCGCUUCCUGUACAUGUUGAUGGAAUAUGUGAAUGGCGGUGAACUCUUCAGCUAUUUACGCAGCCGAGGACGUUUCAGCAACAGCACCGGAAUGUUUUAUUCAGCUGAAAUCGUGUGCGCCAUUGAAUACCUUCACUCCAAAGAAAUAGUCUACAGAGACCUGAAACCAGAGAAUAUACUGCUGGACAGCGAGGGGCAUAUUCGACUGACAGAUUUCGGGUUCGCUAAAAAGCUCUCUGAAAGGACAUGGACUUUAUGUGGUACUCCUGAAUAUUUGGCUCCUGAAGUGAUCCAGAGUAAAGGUCAUGGGCGAGCCGUGGACUGGUGGGCUCUUGGUGUGCUCAUCUUUGAAAUGCUAGCAGGGUAUCCACCAUUUUUUGAUGAUAAUCCUUUUGGCAUCUACCAGAAGAUUCUGGCCGGAAAGCUGGAGUUUCCACGGCAUCUGGAUUUCUAUGUAAAGGACCUAAUCAAGAAGUUUCUGGUAAUUGACCGUGCAAGAAGGCUUGGAAACAUGAAGAAUGGAGCUGAUGAUGUGAAAAAGCACAGAUGGUUUAAGUCAGUAGACUGGGAGUCUGUGCCCUGUAGAAAACUCAAGCCACCCAUAGUUCCGAAGGUAUCUCAUGAGGGUGACACGUCUAACUUCGACACCUAUCCAGAGGAUGAGUGGAAGAAGGACACACCAGUAGCAGCUAAGGAUCUGGAAAUUUUCAAGAACUUCUGAAAGGAAAUUCUAUUUAAUGACACAAACGACAGGACUUGGUAGAAGAUAAUGAAUUGGAUCUAAAGGUUUAACCUAGCCAUUCAGGGGACAAUAAAAGGUCAUAGUUGCAUUAAUAUAGGUAUGUCUUCCCUGCCUGUCCCUGAGUCCUGCACACUUGAGAAACAGAAAUAGACUUCUUGUGAUCACCAUUAUUGUUAUCAUAAUUAUCGUCAAACGAAUAAGGAGGAAACAGUUUAUCACUUCAGCAUCUACUAAGUAAUGAAUAACAUCAUUCAACACAGUCUGUCUCUUUAUAUUAUGCAAAAAUAUAAUUUUAAAUUAGCAAUAACAAGGUUCUGUUCAAGGUUCCUUUUGCUGGAUCUAGACUAUGUCAUUGUUUAUACCUAAACAUGCAUGGCUAUGCUUUUGUUAUGACUUCAUAUCUUGAAAAGCUUGCUGAAUCAGAGCUUUAAGUCUGACGAAUUUACUUUUCUGGUUACCUGAACUUGCUGUGUUGACCCUUUCCUCCUACAUGGUUUAUCUAUGUAAGGCCUGUUUUACACCGCACACUUGAGCAGGCCCAUCAGCAAAACAACAGCGGAACUGCAAAAUUGCGCUUCAGCGUUUCAAGUAACAAAACUGCCAGUCUAUAGACCUUAUGCGCCAGAGAAACGUGCGCGCCGCCAUCUUUAGAAUUUUGUCUUUGAACUUCCGUUUUUGCGGUAGCUCUGUAUAUUUCUAUGGCAUCGCUGUCAAAGAAUAAUUAGCUAAUGAAGUGGAUUUACUUACUGUAGAGUUAACAAAGGUUAUCAUGAGAAUUGUAAUGUUUAAAGCAGAUGUCUUAACAAAUGUCAGUAGACCAGGAAGAUUUUAAAACGAACAGUUCAUUCAUAAAUACGUAAUAUCGCUGUGGAAAUACAAACCGGAAGUCAAAAGACAACGAGCGCAGCGCUGAAAAGGGGCGGGGCUACAUAAGGUCUAUACAAAAACAAAAACAAAAAAAUGAAUAAAUAGUCACAUUUCUGGGUUACUAUUAUAAAUAUUUCCUUUAAUAAUGGCCAACAAUUGUCUUUUUCAUUUAAAAUUAUUACAAAAAUGUAUAGUCUGAAAUGUAGUUUACAUUAGGUUCCAAAUAGUCAUUAAUCUACACAGAACAGAACCCACACUGCUUAAGUCUCCUGAAUUCUGUCAUAUUUACUAAACACAGAGUGCUGCUUGUGUGCCUACAUUUCGAUCAAGGCUGACAGAUUUUUUUUUUUUUUUCUCUCAAUAGGUGAAUAGUUUGUUCCAGUAUUUUAUUUGAAUACUAUAACCUGUUCAUAUGUAUGGAAACCCAUUUCCAGAACAUAAGGGGGAAAAAAUGCUUUGGUAAAUCAUGACACCCUAAGUCAUAACUAUGAGGUGGGGAAAAAAGUCGAAAUAUGAAAAAUUCUAAAUAAUGAGAUUAAAAAUCAUAAGUGACUUUGUUAUAAUUAAAAUCAAGUCAUAUGACGUUGAAAUGGAGAUAAAAAGUCAGACUUUUUAUAAUUAUAUAUAUAUAUAUUAUAAUCUUAUAUAUAUAUAAUUUUAUAUAUAUUAUAAUCUCAAUUUCAACUUUGUCAUACGACAUUUUAUCUUAUAAUAGGUUUUAUACGACUCAUCAUUUUGACUUGUCUCAUUACUUAUGACUCAAUUUUGACUUUUUUUGUCAGUUAUGUAUAUCCAAUUAUUUAUUUUUUUUUCUUAAGUGGCAGAAAUGAGCUUCCAUAGAUAUGAAAAAAAAGUGUUCUGUGUGAACGGCCCCAAAAAUCCAAAGAGCUUUUUAACACAUUCCUGCCAGGAUGUCGUACUGAGAAUACCAGGUAAAACAGAGGUACAGUAGCACUUACCUAAUCAAACUUGACCUCACAAACCUAUAGGUAACUAAUAAAUCUGCAUUAAUGCUUGUAUUAUCAGAUGGUUGUUCAAAUACUUUGGCUGUUGUGCUUUAUGAUGUUUUAUAUGUGUUUAAUAAUUGGUUAAGUGCAUUAACACUUAAAAAAAUUACUAGUCAGGUGUUUUCUAAAGUUGCCUUGCAUUGAUAUGGGGGUGAAUUUAGCAAACACAGUUUACAUUGCUUUGUAAUGCCACUCAAUACAUGGUUGGCAUAUUGAAAGCCUUGCAUAAUGGGAAGAGAACUGAGUAUGGUGUGAAAUGCUUUUGAAAUGUAGCUACUGUGUGUAUGUUCAAAACCAUUCUUUCUGAUUCUGGACUUCCCUAGUUUUUUGUAACUGCUUUUGUUUGAAGCAGUUAUCUAUCAUUGUAAAGUGUCUACUGAAAACCAUUUAUUAAGAUAAUUUCUUGAAAUUGCUGUUCUUUUUAAAUUGCACAUGCAAUUUUGUACUAGGAACUUGCAGAUUGGACUUUACAGCUGUUACCAUCUUUGGAUUUUUCUGUUAUUAUUUGUAUGUUGUUGUACCCUGUGUGGAUGAUUUUUGCUGUAUUCUCAGUUUUUAGUGUGUUCUUUUUUACACUUGUUUGAGAAAAGAUUGUAUUUUAUAUUAUUUGCAACAGCAAAAACUAGAAUGAAGUUCUAUGAACUUAAAAAUUGACAAACCCAGCAUAGGAUUUUAUACUGGUUUUUAAUUACGUUUUGUUUUAAGUUUUUCAGUACUUUUCUUUUAUUGCCUUCUGAAUAUUUUUGGUGUAUUUGAGAUGGUACAAGUGCAAUGUUAACUUCAACCAAGCUGUUAUGGAAAUCUGCAAGUACUAUAACCAUGAAAAUAAACUGAACUUUUCAUGUGGGCAAAACUA
This is a messenger RNA of Ctenopharyngodon idella (grass carp), 4366 nucleotides long. It is a transcript of the gene prkx, whose product is annotated as protein kinase X-linked. Gene Ontology annotation, molecular function: protein serine/threonine kinase activity; ATP binding. The transcript is spliced from 8 exons. Gene Ontology annotation, biological process: protein phosphorylation. The coding region runs from base 497 to 1615 and encodes 372 amino acids. The record is from RefSeq and is a predicted model, not a curated record. Lineage: Eukaryota; Metazoa; Chordata; Actinopteri; Cypriniformes; Xenocyprididae.